ACAUUUAUAUAAAAUGCCACAAAUUUUCUAGAUUCUUCAAUUCAUUUAGUAACCUGUUCUAUUCAAGUAUACGAAAAGUUUCUUUCAAAAUGAAAUUGAUUCUCAUCGGUCUAAUUACCUUCGCACUUGUUGGAUUAUGCACGGAAAGAGUUGAGGCCCGACCAGGUGGAUAUGUAACACAGAAUUGGCAAAACGGUUCCAAUAAUCAAGGACCAAAUAAAAAUGGGCAACCAUGUACUGUAUGUGGACAAAAUUAUCCUACAAGACCACCACCACCUCCUCCACCAAUGAAAGGUGGUUGUAACCACCAAGGAGGUCCAUGUAAUCAAAAUGGAAAUGGUGGACCAUCCAACAAGGGUUGUUCAAAUGGCAAUUCCAAUCCUCCGGGAAAAAAUUGUGGACAAACUACUCCAUGUGGUCGACCAGGACAUGAACAUCCAGGUGGUCACGGUGGUCAAAAUAAUUAUGGAGGCAAUUCGAACGUGAAAAGUGGGCAAAUAGGUUAUGGAGGUCAUAAUGGAUAUCCUAGUACUACUCCAUGUGGUCCAUCAGGACAUGGUCAUAAUGGUCAGAAUAAUUAUGGAGGCAAUUCGCAGAUGAAAGGUGGGCAAACAGGUUAUGGUGGUCAAAAUGGUCAGUAUAAUUACGGAGGUGGUUCGAACGUAAAAAGUGGGCAAAUAGGUCAUCAUCAUCAUCCAACAGGUGGGCAAGGUGGUCAAAAUAAUUACGGAGGCAAUUCGAACAUGAAAAGUGGGCAAACAGGUUAUGGAGGAAACAAUAACAAUGGUCAAAAUGGCAAAGGAAGUAAAUGUGAAAAAUGUGGGCAAGAUAAGCAAAUAGUAUACACUAUGAAUUAUUAAGUAAAGAGGUAAAAUAAUUAAUAAACAAUUCCUACCUUCUGUA
Messenger RNA from Leptopilina heterotoma, 903 nucleotides. Its product is annotated as N66 matrix protein-like. The record is from RefSeq and is a predicted model, not a curated record. The transcript is spliced from 2 exons. Lineage: Eukaryota; Metazoa; Arthropoda; Insecta; Hymenoptera; Figitidae. Bases 90 to 860 code for a protein of 256 amino acids.